Molecule: messenger RNA, 636 nt
Organism: Prunus armeniaca (apricot)
Lineage: Eukaryota; Viridiplantae; Streptophyta; Magnoliopsida; Rosales; Rosaceae
Source: the annotation of a GenBank genome assembly
AUGCGUCGUGACAUCGCUAUGAGAAUAAAGGAAAUAAAUGAAAAGUUAUCUGAGAUAGCCAUUUUAAGAAAAAAUUAUAACUUUCAGAACACAAUUAGAGCCACUGAGAAACUUGAACGGGUUGAAACUUCUUCUUUUGUCCAAGUGUCUAGUAUAAUUGGUCGUGAAGAGGAGAAAAAUAGAUUAAUGAGCAUGUUGUUAAGUGAGAGUAGUCAACAAGGGGGGAGUCCAUUUGUUGUGAUCCCCAUUGUGGGGAUGGGAGGAUUAGGAAAAACUGCCUUUGCCCAAUUAGUCUAUAAUGAUGAAAAUAUAAAAACUCAUUUUGACACUAGAAUAUGGGUUUGUGUGUCAGACCCUUUUGAAGAGAUCAAGAUUGCCAGAGCCAUUGUUGAAGUGCUAAAUAAUGAUGAUGUGUGGACUCCAACCAUUGAUAAUUGGGAACCAUUAAUGGGAGCUUUACAAAAUAGUGCUAUAGGCAGUAGAAUAUUGGUGACCACGAGAAAAGACACGGUUGCUACUGUGACUGGAGCAGCCGCUGAUCACGUAAUCCAUUUGAACAUCUUGAGUGAUCAAGAUUGUUUGCAAUUAAAGAGAAUACUACACCAGCAGAUCCCAUCCAAUCUGUCAGUUCCAUGA